AUGGCAUCUCUUAAAUGGUGCAUCUUCAUAUUUUUGUUACUCUUGUCAUCAAUUUCUUCCAUUAGCGCAGCCAUAAUCGUGGUUGAUCAAUCGAAGCGCGGUGGUUUCACAACCGUGCAAGCUGCCAUUAAUUCCGUUCCUCCCGGCAACACCAUCUGGACUACCAUUGACAUCAAACAAGGCAUUUAUAGGGAACAAGUGAUUAUUCCUGAGGAUAAGCCAUUCAUAAUCCUGAAAGGAGCAGGAAUUAAAAACACCAUCAUUUCGUGGAAUGGUCAUGGCGCCAUUGACGUAACUGCUACUUUCAGUUCUGAAGCUAACAACACCAUAGCCAGAGACAUAUCGUUCAUGAAUUCUUACAACUCUCCCCCAAAAAGUAAUAGAAAUCCGAUGGAUCAAGCGGUGGCAGCGCGGAUUAAAGGCGACAAAUCAGCCUUCUACCGUUGUGGAUUUUUCGGAUUGCAAGACACCUUGUGGGAUGUUCAAGGCCGACAUUACUACAAAAGUUGCACCAUAGAAGGUGCCGUAGAUUUCAUAUUUGGUGCUGCCCAAUCCUUAUACGAGGGUUGCACCAUAUCAGUAGUUGCGGGGUCCGUAAACGGACCAGGAUUUAUCACAGCUCAAGGGAGAGAGAACCCUAAUGAUAGGAGUGGGUUCGUGUUCAACAACUGCAAUAUAGUUGGAGAUGGGAAAGUGUAUCUUGGAAGACCGUGGAGAAGUUAUGCUAGAGUCCUCUUUUACAACACACAAAUGUCCGAUAUCAUUGUUCCUCAAGGAUGGGAUGCUUGGAAAAACACUGGCAACGAGAAUCAACUAUCACUAUCUGAGUAUAAAAGUAAAGGUCCAGGUUCGAUGAGUUCCAGAAGAGUGGGAUGGGCGAAGAAGCUAAGUGAAGGAGAGGCUAAUAAGUUAGCCACCAUUUCCUUCAUUGAUAAUCAUGGAUGGAUUGACAAUGUGUUUUAA
Messenger RNA from Salvia splendens (bonfire salvia), 963 nucleotides. RefSeq names its product probable pectinesterase 29. NCBI's taxonomy places the organism in Eukaryota, Viridiplantae, Streptophyta, Magnoliopsida, Lamiales, Lamiaceae. Bases 1 to 963 code for a protein of 320 amino acids. The transcript is spliced from 5 exons. Gene Ontology annotation, molecular function: pectinesterase activity. The record is from RefSeq and is a predicted model, not a curated record. Gene Ontology annotation, biological process: cell wall modification; pectin catabolic process.